Molecule: messenger RNA, 2122 nt
Organism: Ziziphus jujuba (common jujube)
Lineage: Eukaryota; Viridiplantae; Streptophyta; Magnoliopsida; Rosales; Rhamnaceae
Product: rust resistance kinase Lr10-like
Exons: 3
Coding region: 1-1824 (607 amino acids)
Biological process (GO): protein phosphorylation
Molecular function (GO): polysaccharide binding; protein kinase activity; ATP binding
Source: RefSeq, a predicted model, not a curated record
AUGAUAUUGGUUUCCUUGGAAAUAAUGUUGGCCCUUUGGUUUUGCAUAUUGUUAUUGCUGGUGGCCUUCUUCAUACAACUCGGAGAAGGAGGAGAAGCCCAAAAUCCGUGCGAACGUGUAGAACGGUGUGGAUACCAAGAUAUCAAAUUCCCAUUCAGGCUUAAAGGUCGCCACCCUGAUCAUUGUGGGUAUCCUGGUUUUGAGCUCUCUUGCACUGAAAAACGCCAGACAGUUCUUGAGCUCCCAAAUAGUCCAACAAAAUUUUACGUUUAUUGGAUAGGUUAUGAGAAUCAGGAACUUGAAUUUUACGAUCCUGAAAAUUGCACCCUGACAAAUAUCCAUUUACCAGUUAGUCCCUUCCAUUUCAAUGAAACAAACAGUAAUUUUUUCUUGUUAAAUUGUUCUACGCUAGAAAGAAAAAAACAUAGCGAUGAAAACUUUGGCAUGAUUACUUGCCUUAGUGGGCCUACCUUCCAAAUUUAUGCCGUUGAUUCUGCUGGUUAUUUCUUAGAUGAUUUGCCCAUAGUGCAGUGUUCGAUCGUAGAUAAAAAAACUCUGUAUUUCCCAAAUAGUCUAAUAUGGUUUGAACCAGAUUGUACACUUUGUGAAAGAAACAAAAAAAGUUGUCGAUUGAAGAGCAAUGGCACAGGAGCUGAAACGGAAUGUUUUCUCCCUGUAAUCCAAGGUAAAAAUGAAUCAAGAAAAUUUGUGGCCAGUGGUGUAUGCAUUGGUGCAUUUGUCCUCGUAGUAGUGAUCAUUUUAGGUUAUCGUGAUUAUAGUAUCAAGAAGUUGGAAAAAGAGAGUGAGCUGAGAAUUCAAAGUUUUCUGGAGGAUUACAAGGCUCUAAAGCCAAGCAGAUAUUCCUAUGCGGAUAUUAAGAGGAUUACAGAUCAAUUCAAGGACAAGUUGGGACAAGGAGCCUAUGGAACAGUAUACAAAGGAAAACUGUCUGCUGACUGUUCUGUUGCUGUAAAAAUCCUCAAUAGUACAAAGGGAGAUGGAGAGGACUUUAUCAACGAGGUUGGCACGAUGGGUCGAAUUCACCAUGUCAAUGUGGUUCGGUUGGUUGGAUUCUGUGCGGAUGGAUUUCAACGAGCUCUGGUUUACCAGUUCUUACCAAAUGGUUCACUGCAGAAGUACAUAUCUUUGCCAGACACAGAUCAUUUCCUUGGUUGGGAAAAACUGCAAGAUAUUGCUUUAGGUAUAGCCAAAGGAAUCGAAUAUCUUCACCAGGGGUGUGACCAACAGAUCCUACAUUUUGAUAUAAAACCUCAUAAUAUAUUGCUAGACCAUAACUUCACUCCAAAGAUUUCAGAUUUUGGUUUGGCAAAGUUGUGUUCCAAGGAACAAAGCAUGGUGUCAAUGAAUACAGCCAGAGGGACCAUUGGGUACAUUGCACCAGAAGUGUUCUCUAGGAACUUUGGGAAAGUAUCUUAUAAGUCAGAUGUUUAUAGUUUUGGAAUGUUAUUGCUUGAAAUGGUAGGAGGGAGAAAGAACACUGAUGUUGGAGCAGAGGACACGGGUGAAAUUUACUACCCAGAAUGGAUAUAUAAUCUGCUGGACGAAGGAGAAGAUCUUCGAAUCCACAUCGAGAAGGAGGGAGAUGCUAAAAUUGCAAAGAAUCUUGCAAUUGUAGGGCUAUGGUGCAUCCAGUGGUACCCUGUGGAUCGCCCUUCCAUGAAAGUUGUGCUUCACAUGCUGGAAGCAGAGGAAGAAUUAAGUGUGCCCCCUAAUCCUUUUGGCUCUGUUGGUCCAACAAAAACAACCAGGACUGUGGUGGCUGCAAAACUCGUGAACACGCAAUUAGAAGCAAUUGCGGAGUAAGAAUGAGUACAAUUUUUUUACUAGAAUUUUAAUUGUUGAACUCUUAUUGUAAGCCUAAAACGUUCUGCUCUCUUUUUCAUAGUAUCUUCAGUUUGCAAGCACACCAGAAAGAAUAAGUUGAAAAUCAAGGAACUUGGACAACUUUUGAAUGAGCAUAGUUUAAAUUAUGGUCUGUGUGCAUGUUGCAUUGUCAAUCUUUUUAGUGGGAAUCUAUCAAAGAACAGAAAAUCUUACUUUGAGUUGUGUUAUAUUAAUGGGUAAUUUGACAUUAUGACAGACAUCACAAAGAUUAGCGUUA